Camelina sativa (false flax) is the source of this 589-nucleotide messenger RNA. Lineage: Eukaryota; Viridiplantae; Streptophyta; Magnoliopsida; Brassicales; Brassicaceae. The record is from RefSeq and is a predicted model, not a curated record.
AGACGAUAUUGUGAAAGGAUUUUACGAGUACGGUCUACAGGAUGGACCCAGGGAAUUUUUGCUAAUUUUGCAGCUGAGAGUAUGGUUCCAAAAGGACCAGAAUGGGGUGGUGGCAACUGGGAAAUCAAGACUCCAACCGACAUGAAGAGCAUACCUAAGUGGGAGCUUGCUGGGGAAGUAAUGCCAUAUAUGAAGAACGAAGAUGGAACCAUCCCCUCAAUAGUAGCUGAUCAUAUUGGUGUAUACUUGGGAUGUGUCAAAGGUAGAGUUAAUGUUGUGGAAAUUAAAGAAGACAGCUUAGUUUCUAAACCUGGAGGGCUUAGUUUGUUGGGUAAACCUGUAUCGGAUAAACCUUUGGCACUUCCUGCUGGUGAAUCCAGUUCGUUGAUGGGUCUGGAAUCCCUUGGAAAACAAAACGUAGCUGAUGAACAGGCAAAGGCUGCUGAGGAAUUCAAGAAAACAAUGUAUGGUGCUGCUGGUGAUGGCAGCAGCAGUGACGAGGAAGGUGUGCCAAAAACUAAGAAGCUGCAAAUUAGAAUACGAGAAAAGCCAACAUCCACCACUGUGGACGUCAAUAAGCUUAAAGAAG